CUUCUCCGUUACGGCUCUGCCGCCGACGGCCGAGCGAACCGAGGGAGUAUUCCUCGCGCGGCGCGGCGACGGCCGAUCAGUGCGUGACUCGUCGUUGCUGCGACGGUAGGCGAGGACGAGAGCGUCGCAGUUUGUCGUUCCGGCGUCCGUCGAUGCUACCCCGUUGCCUAUGAUCGCGCGACGGGUUCACUCGUGACUCGCGUGAGACAAAGGGGCAGCGAGAGCAAGAGAGAGAGAGAGAGAGAGAGAAAGAAAGAGAGAAAUAGAGAGAGAGAGAGAGAAGGAUCCUCGGGUUACCCUACGCGGACGCGAGCAUCGGCGAGUCUCCGUCGUCCCACGGAUAUACUGGAAUAAAGUGUGUCAACGGCAAGUGUGUAAAAAAGUGAAAAGCUGCGCGUGCGACAUCAAACCCCGCUUACGUUCGUACGUAGAUACAUGCCGGCGCUCGGAUAGAUGGUAUCGGGCGCGUACGCGCGCGGAGUGCACAGUGGUUAAAGGCUUAAGUUGAAUCGAACCCGCGGUCUCGCGCGCGGCGCGAGUACGCCACACUCUCCGCUUGAUUUCCCGGUCGACUCGCCCGGGGCCCGGCGCGGCGCGGCGCGGCGCGACGCGACGCGACGCGGCGCGGCGACGGCGGCACGCGGUUCGUGGCUAUGCAGCAGCAGCCCCGCGGUGCCGCGGCGAGACGCAGGUAACGCCGACGGGAGGACGCUCGACGACACGAGGCAGGGAGCGCGCGCGGAUUGCCGCUCACGUCCGCGCCUCCGCCGCCUUCCGGGGAAGCGCCCGGCGGCGUGUAAACACCGAGGGAUACGCGGACGCGUCAACAUGUGGACCACGAUGCUCGUGUGGACGGCCGCCGUCGUUCUCCUGCCGACGCCUCGAGCGGUGAACGCCUCGGGGGUGUUCGAGUUGAGGCUAAAGUCCUUCGUGAACGAGUUCGGCAAGGACAGCCUGGGCAAGUGCUGUUCCGGCAGCGCGUCCAAGACAGGCGAGUGCUCGGGGGUCUGCAAGACGAGGUUUCGGGUCUGCCUGAAGCAGUACCAGGUGAAGAUCGACACGACGUCGUCGUGCACGUAUGGUGACGUCGUGACACCCGUUCUCGGCGAGAACAGGAUUAAUUUCACCGCGAACGUCGCCCUGCCGAGCUUUACCAACCCCAUCAGGUUCCCGUUCGAGUUCACAUGGCCGGGUACAUUCUCGCUGAUAGUGGAGGCUUAUCACGACGCUGACAACAGCACACAUCAAUCGGCCGAGAAAGUACUGAUCACGCGGCUGACCACACAGAAGUGGCUGGACGUGGGGCCGGAAUGGACCGUGGACGAGUACAAGAGUGCCCAUUCGCAAAUGAAGUACGAGUACAGGGUGACUUGCACGCCGCACUAUUACGGCAAAGGUUGCGAGGACCUGUGCCGGCCGAGGGACGACAACUUCGGCCACUAUAGCUGCAGUCCGAGCGGCGAGCGCGUCUGCCUCACCGGCUGGAAAGGCGACUAUUGCAACACCCCCCGCUGCCUGCCCGGAUGCGACGAGCAGCACGGACACUGCAAUCGACCCAACGAAUGCAUAUGCCACAACGGCUGGAAAGGCCCACUGUGCAAUCAGUGCGUUCGAUAUCCGGGCUGCCUCCACGGUAGCUGCCAAAAGCCCUGGGAGUGCGCUUGCGACGAAGGCUGGGGCGGGCUGUUCUGCAACCAAGAUCUCAACUAUUGCACGAAUCAUAAGCCGUGCAUGAACGGCGGCACCUGCUUCAACACCGGCCAGGGUUCUUACACCUGCUCGUGCCCGUCAGGCUUCACCGGCACAGAGUGCCAGACGCCGCUCUUCGACUGUCACUCGAAGCCUUGCCUGAACGGUGGUACCUGCACGAUGACGGAAUCGCCCUCUGUGAGCUACGUGAGCGGCAAUGGUACCGAGUUAUCGUUGUCCUCCAGGCAGCAGCAUCGCCGUAGCUAUCGUUGCACCUGUCCACCCGGUUGGCGCGGCCGACACUGCGAGACGACGACGCGAUCCUGCCGGGACUCACCCUGCCGAUAUGGUGCCACCUGCGAGGACGACUCUCUGCGUGGCUACGUGUGCCGCUGCCCGCCCGGCUACACCGGUACCGACUGCGAAUCGCAGGUCGACGAGUGCUCGCCGAAUCCCUGCGCGAACAACGGCACCUGCGCGAACCUUGUCAACGCUUACCGCUGCACGUGCCUUGCCGGCUUCACCGGCGAGCGCUGCGAGAUCAACGUGGAUGACUGUCAGGGCGAUCCGUGCCUGAACGGCGGCACCUGCAAGGACCAGGUGAACAGCUUCCGCUGCCAAUGUAUACCGGGCUACGUCGGCAGACUCUGCCAAGACAAGGUAGACUACUGCCUGGCGAAACCGUGCGCGAACGGAGGCAGAUGCACUUCUGGGACCAACGACUAUCAUUGCACGUGCAAGCCCGGUUUCACCGGCAAGGACUGUAGCGUAGAUGUGGAUGAAUGCCGGAGCGCGCCGUGUCAGAAUGGCGGAAUAUGCCGGAACCGCGUCAACGGCUUCUUGUGCGAGUGUCCGAACGAUUGGUACGGUGACACCUGCGGCGAGAAAGCCGGCGUUGCAGUGGCACCGCCAAUCGUAUCGCCGUCCGCGCCCGCAAACGUGCCGCUGGCAGAACCGUCCUCGGGCAAGCACGUCUCCUCCAGGAAAACCAGCUUGACCACGGAACACCUGGUGAUGAUCGCGACUCUUUCCACCGCGGUACCGGCCUUCGCGCUGUUCGCCGCAGUCGCGGUCAUGUGCAUGAAGAGACGGCAGAAGCGCGAGCAAGCCAAGGCCGACGAGGAAGCCAGGCUGCAGAACGAGAGGAACGCGGUGCAUAGCAGUAUGAGCAAGCGUAGCGCCAGUACCAUCGGCGUCGGGAGCAAUGGCAUUGGCAGCGUCGGCGGCCUCCUCGGCAGCGCCGGUAACGGCCUACUCGGCACCGGCGGCGGCAGCGUCUGCGCCUUGGGCGCCGGCGACGCGCACAUGAUUAAAAACACCUGGACGGCGAGUAAAAGUGUCAACAACGUGGCAUCGGCCGCGUCGCGGCAGGACGACCUGGACUCGUCCUUCCAGACUGACGUGACGCUCGAUAGUUCGUGUUCGGGUUACAAGCCAGAGCCGGUGCUGCAGGACGGUCGGACAGCGAGGACGACGAAACAACUCAACACUGAGGCGGCGGCUCACCGUGCGUCCGCGCAUCUCUUCCAGAAGGAGAAGGACUGUCUCGGCCUAGGCCUCGGUAUCGGGGUCCUCGAGAGUGCCAAAAGGUCGUCCGUAUUUGCCACUGGCAAUGCGGCGGACAGUUGUUGCGCCGCGGAAGCCGCGCUGAUGAAGAGGCCGACGACGAUAUCGGAAGCCAAUGGUACCGGUGUCGUUAGUAGUGCUAGUAGUGGUCCACCGGGAAGCGGUGGCGGCGGUGCCACGGACAACAGCAAUUGCAGUGUGUACGUGAUAGACGAUCAUUACGUCAGGCACGACGCCACGCUGGCGGCGACACUCGCGACGGAAGUGUAGUAAACGUUUGGACAUUGGAUUCUCACUUGGAGUGAUAGAGAGAGAGAGAGUGCGUGAGAGAAAAAGAGAAAUAGAACCAGUGCGUAUGCGUGUGCGAAUCUUGUUUUCUCCGUGCGCGUAAAUUGACAGACCACCCCGUUCGAUUUCCUUCCAUUUUUCUCGAGCGACGGCGACGCCUUCGUCUCGGAUGCCUGCGAGUGUUUAUUUCUUUUUCUGUCUUUCUUUUUUUUUAAUUUUUAUUACAUCUUUUUGCCAUGUGCUUGUGCAUCAGCGAUUGGCGCCGCUAGUCACCGGCGGGACUCCGCGAUUGGAACAUCGUUUCGAGGAGUAUUGUAUUGGCCAGUUUUACCAGCCACGGAUAUACGUCGUCCCUAUUAUACUGGAACGAGAGCGAUGACGGACUAGACUGAAGACGUUCGAUCGGGGCUGAUCGAGAGGCGACAGAGACAAGGAGAAGAAUUAACGCGAUGCUGUGGGGGUCGGCCGGUUUCCUCGGGCGGCCGCCGACCCAUCCUUAGGUAUUAAUAUUAUAUCUUGCUCGAAAGUGAAACUCUGUACAGAACUAAUUUAUUAUUAUUGUUAUUUACUUAUUGUAUUGCUGAUUGCUAUUAAUUAUUAUUAAUAUUAUCACGUCGUGUCGCAUUAUCAUUGUUCUCGGUAUUAGUUCUUUUUCGAAUUUGCGUGAUCGAGCUGCCGACCGGAGCAAGAAUACGACAGCGAUAGAUCUUUCGUGUAUAUUAUCCGUGUACGUGUGUGUGUGUGUGUGUGCGUGAAAAUGAAUGGAGCAUGCAUGCAGAGUACUCGUGCGUAUGUGUGAUUGCGCGCGAGAAAAGUUAACGACGGAUUAGCAUCUUCGGAACGACGUCGUUUUUUCGUAUUCGGAAUUAAUGUUUCGUGCACGACCGUCUUUUCCCCCCCUUUUUAUUUUACAAAGCAUUCCUCUUUUCUGAGAAAAUAUCGUUGUGCGACUUCCGCUUGUUACAGUGGUAACGACGUUCCACGUGAUAAAAAGCAUGAAAAUUACUAUUCAAAAUAACACUUGAAACAAACAGUCCCUCGACUCUUUGGGAUUCUCCGUUUCAGGGAUAAUCCCGAUCGGUCGAGUGACCCAAUUCAACACCCGUUUUCCACGCCGAUUUUCAACCGGCUCAAAGAAACGUUUGGAAGGAAGGAUGGAAAGCGGCACAUGGCUCUUAACUAAAUUCCGUCCUUUUAAUCCGAAAACGUCGUCAUUCCAUCGCGAUAAUUUCAGCAAACUUGAUACGCGAAAUUAAAUUAAGUGAUGCGAGGCAUAUAGUUAGGCAGAUAGUUUUCGUAGAAAAGAAAUAAGAAAAACCUAGGGAAAGCCAAGUGCAUGUGUAAAGCUCACUGUGUGAACAUUCUUGGAUGCAUUUUCGUUGAAUUCAACUUGCAUCUGGCGGAAUACAUGAUGAGUGCGAAAAAUGUAUUUACGAAUCUGAAAAAUUCCAAAGAAAUCGCACUGCGUUGGCCUUGUCUCAGUUAAAAAAAAACAAUGAUAAAUUUUCUACGAAUCCUAUAAUCAAAAGUUAUUCAAACGACAUUUACCGUUCGACGAAAUUACUCGCGCUACGUACGACUGAAAAGACGAACGGACAGAUGUGUAAAUUAUGCAGAUGUAUAAAUAGAGAUAUAUAUAUAAAUAAAUAAAGAUAAAUCUAUAUAAAUGAACAAUGAAGUGAGAGAUAGAGAUCCGGUGUCGUCGACGACAACGUUUCGACGACGAUGCGGUUUGUUCCGAAACGAUUUGGCACCGAAAUCGGCGAGAGAGGCGAAUCGUGAAAAAGCAAAAAAGUGACCAUCGUCGCGCGAGAGAACGUCGGAUCGAAUGCCCGUCGAUUAAAUUUGAUCGUAGCGCAAUCUUCUCGUCCUGAACAAUACGAAUAUUUCGCAAAGACGUCCAAAAGAUAAUCGGGAUACUUGAAAGUUCAGCACUUCUUUGGAAUGUCUUUCAUUCUAAUGUCUCUUUCUUGGGAUAUCUUGCGAAUUGUUGCGCUGUCUUUCUUUCUAGGAUUUAUACUUCUGGAAAGCGAGGAACCGGCGUUUGAACUACGAUUGAAAUUAAGAUUUCGGCGGAUUUGGUCGUCUCACCCGCGUUUACUCGCGUCGGACGAACAAAUCCGUGUGAAGUAAUCAACUCGCAUUCUCCGCGUUCAUUCGUGUGAAAGAGAAAAUCUAGACAAAUGAAAAAACAAUUCGGUUUUCGCAAAACUUUCACCAUUUUCACCGCCACUAGCCGCACUUUUUCCGGCAGUACGCUCGCUGACUUCGUCCACGAAUGCGUGAUAGAUAAGUGACGAUUAUUGCAUGUUGAUGCUGCACGUUCGAUUAUGAUAAUUAUUUAUUUAUGACUGCUGAUGACAAUUUUACACGGCGUAAAGAAAAAUUAAAUAAAUGGCCGUUAGCGCGCCGAUGACAGUGAUGACGAUAUUAUCGCGUUGAAAACGCGCGUGCGAUGUGCGAAAAGAGAGAAAGAGUGAGAGAAAGAAUGAUCGAGUGAAAGAGAGGGAGAGAAUUGUAGCGAACAAAGAUUCGAUAAUGUUCCUGUUACGAAAUAAUGAUAAUUAAAUAAACGAAAUGCAAGUACCGACUAAGUCAGGCUUAUUUUCGAGUCUCGUUCGCGCGCGGUGGCGCAAACAGGGUGUUUUUUUUUCGCGUUUAUGUGACCGUCGUUCGUGAUCGGUAACGAUUUUUUUUAGACAACGGCGACCGUAUCUACGACAUCCGCGGCUCGAUCGAAGAUCGCGAUGAAAAUCCGAUCCCCGGCUUCCAUCUCCCAAUCCUUUCCUCCAUCCCCGUCGACCCCCCCCCCCCCCCGACGACGGCCGCCGUCGCGCGCGUACAGACUCCAAAUUAACGAGAAACACGUGCGUGUAAAUGCGAGAUUGUAUUGUACGAAUUACGAUGUGUAAUAAAGCUGUUGUCAUUUUUUGUACUUACACUCCUUCCGACGAUUUGAUGACGUUUCGCUAUCGUUGAACAGUCUCCAUCACACUCCCAUCCUCUCGUCCCACUCCCGUUUAGAUUUUUUCAACGUUUCGAACUUUUUAGACUUUCGGAUUAGAAUUACUUUGUUUUUGUACCAGCGACGCGUAUUCGUGAGAAAAAGGAAAAUAUUGUUUCCCCGCUGAGAUAGUGGCCUGCGUUCGCGACGAGGCAUCGACGAAGAUUGUAAAGACUAUCCUAGGCGUACCGUAUCCCGUUUUUGUAUAAAACAGAAAGAAGAUAAUAUGCACACAGCGUAUACAUACACUGACAUACACGCAGCACAUCUGUAUAUUUGUAGUAGGACUAUACAAUUGCGAUUAUUAUUAAUUAUUAAUAUUAUUAUUAUAUGAACCGUGUAAAUAGAUGAAUUGUCAAUAUAACGAUGUCACGCAAACGACAGUGGACGAUUAAUAAUGAUACAUUAAAAAA
Molecule: messenger RNA, 6960 nt
Organism: Vollenhovia emeryi
Lineage: Eukaryota; Metazoa; Arthropoda; Insecta; Hymenoptera; Formicidae
Gene: Delta
Product: neurogenic locus protein delta
Exons: 6
Coding region: 829-3525 (898 amino acids)
Biological process (GO): cell communication; multicellular organism development; heterophilic cell-cell adhesion
Cellular component (GO): plasma membrane; protein-containing complex
Molecular function (GO): calcium ion binding
Source: RefSeq, a predicted model, not a curated record